Molecule: messenger RNA, 7709 nt
Organism: Onychomys torridus (southern grasshopper mouse)
Lineage: Eukaryota; Metazoa; Chordata; Mammalia; Rodentia; Cricetidae
Gene: Ncam2
Product: neural cell adhesion molecule 2
Exons: 16
Coding region: 237-2420 (727 amino acids)
Biological process (GO): cell adhesion
Cellular component (GO): membrane
Molecular function (GO): protein binding
Source: RefSeq, a predicted model, not a curated record
CCGCCGCGGCGGCCGCUGCUGCCGCCGCCGCCGCCGCCGCCGCCGCCUGGAUAUAGUGCGGCAAGGCGCGGAGCUUGCAGUCACUUUGCGAGGAGGAGCGCGCGGGCUGCGGGCGGCGUGGGGCACCCGGGAGCGGCGGCGGGCUAGCCGAGGCGGCCGUGGCAGCGGAAGGUUCCCUCUCCUCCGGGGCUGGACUGCAUAACUUUGGAACUGUCCGCCGGUGUCACGUCCUGAACAUGAGCCUCCUCCUCUCCUUCUACCUGCUCGGGUUGCUUGUCAGUAGCGGGCAAGCUCUUCUUCAAGUGACAAUUUCACUUAGCAAAGUAGAGCUUAGUGUGGGUGAAUCUAAAUUCUUCACAUGUACAGCAAUUGGUGAGCCUGAGAGUAUAGACUGGUAUAACCCUCAAGGAGAAAAGAUCAUUUCAACACAGAGGGUUAUGCUGCAGAAGGAAGGGGUCAGGUCACGACUAACCAUCUACAAUGCAAAUAUAGAAGAUGCGGGGAUCUAUCGCUGCCAAGCAACGGACGCCAAAGGACAGACGCAAGAAGCAACAGUCGUUUUGGAAAUUUACCAAAAACUCACCUUCAAAGAAGUGGUGUCCCCUCAAGAAUUCAAGCAAGGGGAGGAUGCAGAAGUGGUCUGCAGGGUUAGCAGUUCCCCGGCUCCAGCGGUCAGCUGGCUGUAUCACAACGAGGAAGUCACCACCAUUCCCGACAAUCGGUUUGCUGUGCUUGCAAACAAUAACUUGCAGAUUCUCAACAUCAAUAAAAGUGAUGAAGGAAUAUACAGAUGUGAAGGAAGAGUAGAGGCUAGGGGAGAGAUUGAUUUCCGGGAUAUCAUUGUUAUUGUUAAUGUUCCACCAGCAAUUGUGAUGCCCCAGAAGUCCUUCAAUGCUACUGCAGAGAGAGGAGAAGAAAUGACCUUAACCUGCAGGGCCUCAGGCUCUCCAGAUCCUACCAUCUCUUGGUUUAGGAAUGGCAAGCUCAUUGAAGAAAAUGAAAAAUACACUUUAAAGGGCAGUAAUACAGAGCUCACUGUCAGGAACAUAAUCAAUAAAGAUGGCGGCUCUUAUGUCUGCAAAGCCUCAAACAAGGCAGGAGAAGAUGAAAAGCAGGCCUUCCUUCAAGUCUUUGUACAGCCUCAUAUAUUACAACUUAAAAAUGAGACGACGUCUGAGAAUGGUCAUGUCACACUCAUCUGUGAAGCAGAAGGCGAGCCUGUUCCAGAAAUCACAUGGAAAAGAGCAGUGGAUGGCACCACGUUUUCUGAAGGUGAUAAGAGCCCAGAUGGCCGUAUCGAAGUCAAAGGGCAGCAUGGACGCUCAUCACUGCACAUCAGAGAUGUGAAGUUAUCAGAUUCAGGGAGAUAUGACUGUGAGGCUGCGAGCAGGAUUGGUGGGCACCAGAGGAGCAUGCACCUUGACAUUGAAUACGCUCCAAAGUUUGUUUCAAAUCAGACAAUGUAUUACUCCUGGGAAGGAAAUCCAAUCAAUAUUAGUUGUGAUGUGAAAUCAAACCCACCUGCAUCAAUCCAUUGGAGAAGAGAGAAGCUAGUCUUACCAGCUAAAAAUACCACUCAUUUAAAGACAUACAGUGUAGGAAGAAAGAUGAUACUAGAGAUUGCCCCUACAUCGGACAAUGACUUUGGAAGAUAUAACUGCACUGCUACUAACCGUAUAGGCACAAGAUUUCAGGAGUAUAUUCUUGAGUUAGCAGAUGUGCCCUCUAGUCCCCAUGGAGUGAAGAUUAUAGAGCUGUCCCAGACCACAGCCAAGAUCUCAUUCAACAAACCCGACUCCCAUGGGGGUGUGCCUAUUCAUCAUUAUCAAGUGGAUGUCAAAGAAGUGACGUCAGAAACCUGGAAAAUAGUACGCUCCCAUGGAGUUCAAACAACGGUUGUUUUGAGCAGCCUGGAACCAAAUACGACUUAUGAAAUCAGGGUUGCAGCAGUCAAUGGAAAAGGGCAAGGGGACUACAGCAAAGUGGAAAUAUUCCAGACACUGCCAGUCCGGGAGCCAAGUCCCCCUUCCAUACAUGGACAGCCAAGCAGUGGGAAGAGUUUUAAAAUCAGCAUCACCAAACAAGAUGAUGGAGGGGCUCCUAUUUUAGAAUAUAUUGUGAAAUACAGAAGUAAAGAUAAGGAAGACCAGUGGCUGGAGAAGAAGGUUCAGGGGAAUAAAGACCACAUCAUUUUGGAACAUCUGCAGUGGACGAUGGGCUAUGAAGUACAAAUCACAGCUGCCAACAGACUGGGGUAUUCUGAGCCCACCGUAUACGAGUUCAGCAUGCCCCCAAAGCCCAACAUUAUUAAAGACAAUUGCUGUGAAGCGAAUACCGGUGAAAAUGGAGGCCAAUCAUGGCAGCUGAAUGUUGUUGGGUUUUCUUUCGUUAUAGCCAUGAGUUUGUCUUGCUUGUUUUAGUGUUACUAUGUUCUAUGGUAUUCCCUGAACAGAGAUAAACAAAAUAGUAGCAACAGGAUGUUCAAUUUUUUCAAUGUUCAGAAUGUUCAAACUAAAAUUUUCGGCAGUCCAAUUUAUGUUUGAACAUUUAUCCUCUUCCUCUGUCGUCACCAACCGAAGGAAAUUCAGGACCACAGAAGAAAAUUUCCAUAGAGGUUUUUUCUCUUGACUACUUCUGCAGCAACAUUAUGUUUUACUGUAAAGGCUUCAUUUUGCAAGGUAGACGUUGCUAUAAAUUGUGUCCCUUAUUCACUGAAUGUAAGUAUUUUCUACAGCCAGUCCUGUUUUUAUUUAAUUAGUUUGCAAAUAUAACUCAGCAUCCAUCGGUGCAAAGCAUGGAAACUGUUUUUUAUAAAAUUUUGAGUCACCCCCACCAGUCUUUUAUAUGGUUAAAUGAAAAUUUCUCACUUUACGAAUGUUUAUAAAAUGUUACAGUUUCUACCAUUUAUAUAAAACACAAAAUUUGAUAUUUAGUUAUAUCAAAUACAUAUGUCUAUUAUUCUAUAAUCUUCAGUUUGGGGACAAUGUCUGAAGGAACAGAAAGGAAUCAUGUUUCUUCAUUUAAAUCUGAAAAUCCAAUUAAUAUUUUCUUAAGCGAAAAUAUCUCUCUACCAUUGUCCAGAAUAAAUAAGCUUAAUUUCAGUUUAAAAUGUUAUUCAAUUCAGUAAAUUCACAUCAUUUUUUCAAGCUGGGUCCAAGUAUUGCAGAUGUGACAUCCUAUGCAGUUACAUAUUGCAUUUUCCUGAACUCCUGACAGUCACUGUCUUUGCAAGUAUCAAAAUGAGAAAUGACUAUUUUAAGCAUUACUUUCAAGAAGAUGAAAAGGAGAUGAGAGCAAGAACCUGCUGCAUUCAAAUUUUCAAAAGCAGCUCAAUUUGAAGAAAUACAAGAAGGGUAUCUGCUUUUCCAAUUUCAGUUAUUUGAAAUCGAGAAGAAUGUGUCAUUUGCUUUGAGUCACGUCCUAGAAAGUGAUGUUGUUAGGACUACUUAGGCCAAUUAGGGGACACACACACACACACACACACACACACACACACCCUCCUUUUACACAGACAAACACAACAGUUUUUACUUGCUAAAUCAAAAAUUUCAGCUUUUAAAAUUCUCCCAUCAAAACCUGGCAUUUGGCUUCUCUGAAGCAUUCACUGUGCUUUUAGGAUGUCCAAACAUAUUAUUUAUUAUGUGAGUUCCAACAAAAUUAGAUAUGUAUUAAUUUUAUUUAGUUUUAAUUUUAUUUAUGAUUUAUAAUAUCUUUAGUUUCAAAUACUGUAUUUGUCUUUUAUAGCUUGCAAUAUAAUCUAAAAAUAUGAUCGAUUCAAAUAUUUUUUCCUCAUUGUUGGAAAAAUAACAAAAAAAGUCUAAUUAAUUCAGUAUGAAAAACCUAACUAGUAUCUGGGAUUUAUUUUUUUUUUAAAUAACAUGAGUCAUGCUUUCUUAACUAUGUAACUCUUUGUUACUUUGUUCUAUAUUCCUUGGUAUUUUACUUUAGAAAUGAUAAGUUCAUCACUGAUCUGUAGAAUAUUGAGAGUGAAGGAAAUUCAAGUAACAUUUCUAAACAUGUUUCUUUCCACUCUUAAUUCCAUGAAUGAAUGAUUAUAAUGAAUUGAAAGAUGUCCAUGUGUUACUUAAUUUGACUGGAAAUCACAAAAUGAUGUUUGAAAACAUGAAAUAUGUGCCUAUUCAAUUCAAUUUGAUUACUUUUAAAGUUUAACACCCAUAACUCAACAUUAUCAAGAGUGAUACAAAGAACACUCAAGGUCAGGGUUACACAGAUAUGCAGUAUAUGACUUUGAAAAUUUGAAUCUUCUUAAAUAAUAUUUAUCUUUUGUUCAGAGACACAAAUGAAUCAUAUAGAACUAUGUAGAAAAUUCAAAGUAACCAUUGUGUGCCCUGGUGUUUUUCUUCAUAAAAUUGAAGGCACAAAAUAUGAAAUAAUGAAAUGACUGUGUUGCACAAAAAGAACAGAGAAAUUAUACAUUUAUGUAUGUCUUCAGGAAUAGAUGAGGUUCUUGUUGCUAGGUUUUAUGUUUCAAUGUCCAAACUUCAUUACUGUGUGAAAACAAAAACUUUGCUAUCUUACACCUUUGUUUACUUAGGAUUAGCCUGUGAUUAUCUGCAAUACGCUCAAUGAUAAAUAAAUUAUAAAAAAAAUCAUAUACUCCUUAGUUGUUACCAACUACUCUUUCACCUGUUGGUUUUUAAAUAAAUUUUAAUUAUUAAGGUGUAAAAAUCCAAAUGUGUGUAUUGACAGGAAUAUAGUAUUUACUAUUAUAGGUAAUUAGAGAACGUUUGGUCUAACAAUAUGUGUAUUGUGACUCCCACUGUGAAAAUGUUUCAGAAAUUUUUAACCAUAGUAUAACAGUGAUUAAGCUAUGUGAAUCUGCUUAUGCAUGAUUACCACAUUAUCUGAAUGUAUACAUGUGAUAACAGUGUAUCUUUUUAUUCAUUUCAGAAUGUCCAUUUUAUCUUCCUAAUCCUGGCAUAGUAACUCUAGAACCUAAUUUCAAUGGAAUUUUCCCACCAAGUAAAAAUUUUAUGAUUAUUUAUUAAGCCACUAUGCGACCAGAAUUAGAUGGCUAAGAGAUAGAAGAUGCCUAGGAGAUAGCCAAGGAAGAUAGAUUCUUCCCUACAAAAUAUCUUAUCAGACAAAUUGCCAUUCGAAAUCUUCCUUGCUAUAAUUCUGUAGAUUUGUAUAAUUAAACAUACUUCUAUAAAAUCCUUCCUUUCAAAAGUUUUGAAGGUGCAUAUUUGUAUAUUAAUAACUAACAAGAACAAGUCUGAAAAUUCAAUGCCUUUUUUCAUUGUUUUCAUUUUCUAAAUUAUAUAAACACUUGAGUUUGAUUGGAUACAUAUUAAUAAAUUUGAUAUGCUAGAUUAAUAUUUACAAUGUGUUCUCUAUAUAAGUAUAAUUAGUUCCAGUUCUACUUACAUAAUAAAAAUGCAUUCAAAAGAUUCAUUUCUAGUAGGUUUAAAUAUUCAUCUUUAUGUUUUAGAAGGAUGUAUAUGACUGUACAAUUUAUGUAAAUGAAGUUAAAAUGGUAACUGCCAUUCAUUAUGCCAAAUAUUAUUUAUUUAGCACUGCCCAUAAAAUAGGAUUUACUUACACUGAAAUCAAUGUAAGGAUAAUUUCAGUGGAUCCUCUAUAUUUUAAUUUGAAUUUUCUGUUCUCUCACCAAGGCAAAUUGUACAUGAUAGUUAAGCCAUUUACAACUGAAUCAUGGUGAAUACAUCUAGAUGUAUAAAAAUAUGGGUAUUAUAUGAUAUGCUAACACUAAGAACAGAAAAAUAAUUUUUAAAUUUACCAAUGACCUAGGCAAUUGAAGAUAAACAACAUGACAAGAAAUUAAUAUUUUAAUCUUUUUUCUUGAGAAUGCUGUUCAAAUUAUAUAUGAGAACAUUUCUUUUCAGAGAUAAUAAAAAUACUGGUAGAGUAAAAAUCUUAAAAUUUUGAAAAUUGUUUUAAAAAUGCAAACAAAGUUGUUUAUUAUUGUGUGUUUGAAACAUGGAGAGUCCCAGAUAAGUCAUUUAUUACAGUAACUAUUAUCAAGCAUAGUUUUCUGACAUUAUGAUGCCAAAUGAAUAAAAACAUAGGUUUACAUAGAAGUGAAUGGUAUAAAUAAUUUGCUAUUUUAGGUAUUUUAUACUGAUUGGUUUCAUUGGUAUAAGUUGCUCUGACUUUUAACAAUGUCAGUUAAGUCAAACUAAGUAACCUUUUCUCUUCAAGAACAUAUUCCUUACAAUUAAUGUCACCAUUUUAAGAAACUAUUUACCCUUUCUGACAUUUAUUCUCUUUUAUGUGUAGAAAUGAGUUUAGUUCAUGUAUUUUGUUUUCUCUUAAUUGAUUAUAGAUAAAAAGUUUGUACCUCCUCCUGUAGUUACAGAGAAAUAUAACACACAAUUUUGAGAGUUCAAUGCAUUUAAUAGAUUAUUCACAUUCACAUUUUCCUAUGUCAAGCAAUUGAAUAUAUAACAAUUCUUUAAAAAGCCCUUGAAUUGAUUAUGAAGUCAAUUUAACUUAAAAAUCAAUAUCCAUAUGAAUUAGGUCAUAAAGAAAAUGAAUAGUUUCACUUUCAGAUUUUAUUAAUAUAAAUUUUAGUACUUAUUAUUAAACCUUAUCUUACUAAUAUAAGGUUUAGUACUUAACUACAGUAAAGAUAUUUUUAAUUUUUCAUUAUAUGCUCCUUCCCAUAAUGACAAAUUGUUUUCUUCUAUAGUCAAUAUUUUAAAAUUGUUUUCUGUGUUUUCCCAUAUGUCAAAAGGUACACUUUUCAUAUAACUAAUUUAUAUGUUCAAUGAUAAGACAAUAAUGACAUUCUUGUCAUGCUUUAUUUUACAGAACUAAAUUUGUUACCUUGUAUAAAAAGUUGUACUGGAUAAAAAUUAACAAUCAUGUACUGAUUCUUCCUGACUAACAGUUACUACUUCUAGCCCUAAAAUUUGUUAGGAAAUGUUACAGAUAAAAUGGAUAAUUUUGUAAAUUCAAUCUAUCAGAAUUUGUUGAAAUAGAAAAAAAAUAUUGAAGGGCUGUAAAUGAACAUGUGGAAUUAAAGUGGUUUUUUUUGUAUUGUUUUUUUGCUCUGGAGGCACUCAGAUCUAUGUGUGACAUGCUCUGCAGGUUGAUAUUUAUUUUAUCUCUUUUGAAGUACAGUCAUGCAUUCAUCCACAUAUUCCUAAAUUUCAGUUUAAGUAUGAUCUAAAGUUGGCUGUUUUAUAUGUAGAUUGUAGACAGUUUCUUAAUUUGUGUAUUUUCAAAAUUACUUAGUAUAUUCUUUAUCAUUUUGCUUUAGAAAAGACAAUAUAAAGUUAUAAAUUCUAAAAGUGGCAUAAUUUUAAAAUAUAGAAUCACUUAAAAUUAUACUUAAUUCAAUUUCAUUUCAUGUAUGUAGUAAAUAUGCAAUGUUAAUUCCUUGUUCUUUCAAGCAACAUAAACUAAAAACUACUGUUUUAAAUAUUAUUGAUACUUCAGACUUAUUUAUGAAUAUUUCUCUCAUAAUUUUGCAUUGGUUUAUGUGUAAUUUUUAUGCUUGAAACUGACUAUUUUGAUCAUUUUCAUUGCAUUUGUUUUCAUCCCAGAUUAUUUUAUUGACUAUAUGUACAUGUUAUAAAUGUAUUGUCUUUGGUAUCAUCUCUUAUUUAACACCCCCACAUAUAUCCAGUGCUGUGUAAUCCUGUGCAUAUGUUCCAUAGUGUAUAAAAUGUCAUUUUAUUUUAUGUAUCUCUGUGUCUUCUCCAUUGUCGUAAUAAAGAAAA